This is a messenger RNA of Saprolegnia parasitica CBS 223.65, 851 nucleotides long. RefSeq lists its product as hypothetical. The transcript is spliced from 4 exons. The record is from RefSeq and is a predicted model, not a curated record. Lineage: Eukaryota; Oomycota; Saprolegniomycetes; Saprolegniales; Saprolegniaceae. The coding region runs from base 1 to 684 and encodes 227 amino acids.
AUGAGCUUUGGGAAGACCAACUACCGCGUCGGCGGAACCCGCGGUGGCCAAGACCAGUUCAAGUGGGACGAUGUCAAGAACGACAAGUACCGCGAGAACUACCUGGGCCACUCGCUCCAGGCACCCGUCGGCCGCUGGGCCAAAGGCAAGGACCUCACGUGGUAUGCCAAGACCAAGGCGGAGCAAAGCGCGGCGCUCGCUGACGAAAUAGCGCUUGCUCGGCAGCGCGACGAGGACCUUAUGAACGAAGCGCUUGGUAUUGCACCCAAGCAGCGGCGUCAAGUCGGAGGUCUCGAUGCGAACGAGAUGAAGGAGCUCCUCCGCCGUGGCGUGACGGAGCGAGGCGAUGGCGACGCCGAGCGUGUCCAAGGCGUUGGCGCUGCUCACUUUGUCACGGGGUACGAAGACCCGAACUACCGCAAGACGACAAUGGCCGAGCGGUACGAGGCCAACUACGGCAAGGAAGACCUGACGUACGCGAUUCCUGGCUCGGCGACCGCGGGCGACGACAAGAAGCCCAAAAAGCUCAAAAAGGAAAAAAAGGAGAAAAAGGAAAAGAAAGAAAAGAAAGAAAAGAAAAAGGAAGCGAAAAAGGCGUCGAGCAAGCGGUCUCGAUCCCGCGACCGCAGCAGCCGACGAUCGCGGUCCCGAUCGCGCGACCGGAAGCGGUCGCGCCACGACUAGGCACGUUUCUAACUGCUGCUACUGUACACCAUCCCUUCCGAUAUCCCAAAGCUCUUGCAAGAAGGCACUAGGCGUGGUUACAGUCUAACGAACCGCGCUGCAUAGUAUUCCUUGCGACGUUCACACGCGUACCCUACCCCUCCACGAGUCGCUUGUGUCCUUCUGUC